CCCGAAACCAGGUCGUUUUGUCGGCUCAAAUCUGGGCGUCUUUUCCCAUUUUUGACAUUGGAAACCGAACCAACAAACUUAUUCCCAUAUUGGUAUCAUUAUGAUGGCAGUCUAAGCUGUGAUCUGUGAUAUUUCGUGCAGUAACUUGCAAGUUCUCAGUCUCAUCAUAAGGCCUUCCCAAAACACAGAAAGAAAUAGGGCUGAUCAGCAGGAGCCACUAUAAUGGCGGAUAGCAGAGCUUCGACAAUGGUCGAAGCAGGCGGGACAGAUCAACAGCCGAAAUCGAGUAGCAGAAGCCCCUCAGUGCACCGAGGAGAGAAAUCCAGCGAUAACACCGUUGAUCUUGAGCUUGCCAUCUCUGAUGUUGGAGAUAAAGAUGUGAAGGUACCAGAAGAAUCCCGAGAUCCAAAUAUCGUCGACUGGGAUGGCCCAGACGACCCUCAAAACCCCUUAAACUGGACGAUUAAGAAGAAGGUCAUGAUUGUCUCUUCAAUAGCGAUAAUCACAUUCAUCACGCCUCUCGGAUCGUCCAUGUUUGCGCCGGGUGUUGCAGAUGUGAUGAGGGAAUUCCAAAGCCACAGUCCAGAACUCGCCUCUUUUGUCGUCUCAGUGUAUCUGUUGGGAUACGCGUUUGGUCCGCUAAUUCUCGCGCCUAUGUCCGAGUUAUACGGCCGAUCACCGGUUUAUCACGUCUGCAAUGUCUUUUUCGUUGUGUUCAAUGUUGCCUGCGCUGUCGCGAACAGCCUUGAUUCUCUUAUCGUGUUCCGAUUCUUUGCCGGUGUCGCUGGUUCUGCACCUUUAACUAUUGGUGCAGGUUCCAUGGCGGAUAUGAUCAGGCAAGAGAAACGUGGAGCAGCGAUGGCAGCGUGGGCCUUGGGUCCGUUGUUGGGUCCUGUCAUCGGACCUAUUGCUGGAGGAUACCUGACUGAGGCUAAAGGAUGGCGAUGGACUUUCUGGGUCCUUGCGAUUGUUUCUGGUGCGAUCACAAUCAAUACAUUCAUAUUCAUGCGAGAAUCCUACCACCCCAUUCUUUUGGCCCGCAAGACGAAACGGCUCAUCAAGGAGACCGGAAAUCAGAAUCUAAGAUCAGCUCUAGACAGGGGAAUCGAACCCAAGCAGCUUAUCCUCCAGUCCAUCAUUCGCCCCACAAAAAUGCUCUUUUGCUCGCCUAUUGUGUUUCUACUUUCACUCUAUGUUGCCGUUGUAUAUGGCUACCUCUACCUCCUCUUCACUACUAUAUCAUCGGUCUUUCACGACCAAUAUAACUUUUCGCAAGGAAACGUCGGCCUUGCUUUCCUCGGUAUUGGUAUCGGAAGCGUGGGCGGUUUGGGAUUUAUCUCUAUAGUUUCGGAUCGGCUUCUCAAAAAGCUAUCCGCAAAGAGUGGCGAGAUGAAGCCGGAAUACCGUCUUCCCCCGCUUAUCCCAGGCGGCUUGUUCAUCCCAGUUGGGCUCUUCUGGUAUGGCUGGACAGCUGAAUACGGGGUACAUUAUAUCGUCCCUAUUAUCGGCACCUUCUUCGUUGGAGUGGGCAUGAUUGUCACCAUGAUGGCGACGUCCACCUAUCUUGUUGAUGCAUAUACCAUCCAUGCUGCCAGCGCAAUGGCAGCCAACACUCUCCUUCGUUCCGUUAUCGGCGCUGUUCUGCCGCUUGGUGGGCUGAGGAUGUAUGAGACUCUCGGUCUAGGUUGGGGUAACUCGCUCCUCGCAUUUAUUGCAUUGGCCCUUGUCCCGCUUCCGGUAAUAUUUUUCCGUUACGGGGAGAGAAUACGGACGAGUAAACGAUUCCAGAUGACAUUUUAGUCGCUUUUUCCCGCACCCUUCUUCUUUUUGCCUUAUUAUCCCAUCUUUGUUCGUUGUGCAUAUUGAUCAGGCAUGUGUCUAUAAUCUCCUCUGCUUUGCUCUUGAUUGAUACCAUCCCUAGAUAUAUCUACAUUCCCAUUUCAUGUGCAUAUUACGUAUUCUGGUCUGAAAUGUUGCUUUUC
Molecule: messenger RNA, 1982 nt
Organism: Coccidioides posadasii C735 delta SOWgp
Lineage: Eukaryota; Fungi; Ascomycota; Eurotiomycetes; Onygenales; Onygenaceae
Biological process (GO): transmembrane transport
Cellular component (GO): plasma membrane
Molecular function (GO): transmembrane transporter activity
Source: RefSeq, a predicted model, not a curated record